UUAAUCCGCAACCAAACAAAGCCUUAGAUCCUCGUCUUCCUUGAAAAAUUCCUCUUUCCUCUUUUGUACACAAACGCGAAAGCUGGAAACCCGACAUAGCAGAACUGCAAGAUUAAAGAAAAGAAAGUCGAGGUUCGGAUAAAAAGAAUGCAGCCUUUGUUCGGGAGAGUCAUCGCUGAAUCGUCGGCGCCACCGCAGGUUACUGCCACGCCGUCGGAAUUUCUGUUUCAGGUGCAUCUUGACCAAAACGACCUUUCUUCUUUCCGCUUCAUUGCCACCGACUUCAAGUCCAACACUUUCCAAGCUGUCAAAAGCCGCCAGCAGAUGGAAGACUUGAGGGAUAACAUUGGAAUUGGUGGCUCAUGGUCUGAAUUUGUAGACUACAUUGUAGCUUCCCUAAAAUCUGGAGACGUGAAGCUAAUUAUUGAGGGUGCUUCUUCUGCAAAAUUAAUUGCCCAGAAAGCAAAAGGAAUGCCAAGGAUUUCGAUACUCCUUGGUAAACUUGUCGAUGGAGCUGCUGGUGAGGCUAUGGCCAAUAUUUCACUGGAGCUUUAUAAAGAAUUCAAAGAUAUACAAAGUUCACUGGCAGAAGAGCAAGCGAAUAAGUAUCAGCUGAAAAAUAUUGUGGCUGCUGAACAGGAGAAGAAUGCCAAUCUUCAGAAGCAAUUAGACAUGGUUCUGCUUCCAAGAAAGCACAAAUCACAGAAGAUAAUUGACAGCAAAAAUUCAGAUUCUACAUCUUCCAUGGUUUCGCAAGAUUCACCAGACAAGCGCGCUACUUACAACCCAAGCUCAACUAAAGUUCCUAACCGUGUUGUACCAGUGCAUCGCAGGUCUAAAGUAAGAGGAGCUAUUUUAGACGACACUGAAGAUGAUCCAUAGAAUUAAGAAGGUUCUGGACUUCCCAUGUCCGUGUCUGUAGCUCUCUUAGCUCAUUGCCAUUCUUGAUCAUGAAACAGUAAUAUUGCUGUGUUUCCACUAAUGCUUUCUUGUUUCUGUGGAAUGCCAACCACGUCUUACAGAGUUGAUUGAUUUCAGAUUGGAAAAGGUAUAUUAUUGAAGUGCUUGUCUGUCGUAAGUUCUUAUACAUGUUCGUCUGUCUUAUAGUUAAUUUGAUGGUUUCUGAACAAAUGUAAGAUGAGCAAACUGGCAUAUCUAGAGUUUUGUGGUCUGAGGAAAAGAAGAAAUUCAUAUCAGAUUGCUGUCUUUUUAUCCUAAUCGAAAUGCACGAUUAGCUCCUCACAUUUUUUCAAGAUGUGAUUUUACUGAGUUUUGGAAAUAUAUCCACAUUCUUGUUAACUAUUAAU
Messenger RNA from Andrographis paniculata, 1307 nucleotides. RefSeq lists its product as uncharacterized. The record is from RefSeq and is a predicted model, not a curated record. NCBI's taxonomy places the organism in Eukaryota, Viridiplantae, Streptophyta, Magnoliopsida, Lamiales, Acanthaceae. The coding region runs from base 148 to 882 and encodes 244 amino acids. The transcript has 7 exons.